Messenger RNA from Heterostelium album PN500, 1221 nucleotides. RefSeq lists its product as uncharacterized. The record is from RefSeq and is a predicted model, not a curated record. NCBI's taxonomy places the organism in Eukaryota, Evosea, Eumycetozoa, Acytosteliales, Acytosteliaceae. The transcript has 3 exons. Bases 1 to 1221 code for a protein of 406 amino acids.
AUGGAUAUAAAUAAUAACGAUAUGAAUACGAAGGUAGAGUCUGAACAACAACAGCAGCAACAACAACAACAGUCAUCACCAACACAACAAUCACAACAAGCAGCAGCGGCAUCGGCAGCAGCACCAUCUCUGAUGAGAAGACGUUCAGCAAGCGAUGUAUGUCCAACAACAGAUACAAAGCGUCCAUUCCGAUUCUAUUGGGCAAGUGAUGAUCAUAUGUAUUGGACAUUACUUUUAGAUCAAACAAAUACAGCAUCGUCACUGAAUUUGGCGGUUGCCAAAGCUGCCAAACAACAGCAACAGCAACAACAGCAGCACAGCUCAAACAACAGCAGUAACGAACAGCAAUCCGACGGAAGUGGUUCACCUCUAAGUUACUCUGGUGAAAUAUUAAAUACAUCUAUCAAUUCUUCAAUUUCUUCUUCAUCAACAACUACAACAACUACUACAGCUACAAACAGUAGUAGUAAUAUUCAUAGUAAUAGUAAUAAUAAUAAUAAUGGGUUGGAUAGAAUAUCGAUAUCUACACCACCAAAUACAACACCACCUCCACUUCCAUUCUUGAAUACAUCGCCACUACAACAACGACGUGGACACGAACAACAACAACAACAACAACAACACCAAGGAUUGAAGAGUACGAUGGAGUUGAAUCCACCUUCGUCAUCUUCAUCGACCUCUUCUUAUUCUUCAACAACGACACCCGAUGAGGAAAUGAGCAAUCAUCUACAACAACAGCUACACCUCCAAUCGUCAACAAAACAUUCGUCGCUCAAAAAGCAGCUGACCAUAAAGACUCCAGCGCCCAAAUCAAUCAAAGAAAUAUUUAUGACAUCAAGUCCAACCACUCCACCAACUACCAACGGAAAUAGUAGUUCUAAUUUAAUUUCACAACAACAGCAAUCACCUAAUAAGUUAAAGAAUGGAUCGGUAUUACCACCGAUCUCACCCACACCAACAAGCAACAACAAUAGCAUUGUUGGUAUCAGUAUAACCAACAGCAGUAGUAAUAGUAGUAAUUCAUUAUUGUCAGCUGCAGUCAUUAACAAUAGUAAUAAUAAUAAUAAUAAUAACAAUGGAAUGAAUGAAAGGAUCGCUCGCCGACUCGAGCAAGAGAAACAGCAAUCGAUUGUCGAUGCAACAGGACAACUCAAAGGAUGUGAUGAGACUGAUGCGAUUCUACUUUGGAGAGUUCAACGCCAUUGGUGGACUGUCGAAUAA